CGCGGUCCGGGACGCUUGCGAGGCCGGCGCUCCGGAGAGGCGGCGUGCGAGCCCCGUGGUCGCCGUGUUGCACCCGGCCGACUCGUGGGCGUGGGACGUGGGUGGAAAACGGGCCUCCCCCUCGCUCCCGCGGGGCUCCGAGCCGCCGUCCCGCGAGCGUGCCGAGCCGCUGUCCCGCCGUCGCGUUGGCGUCCCAGCCCGGAGCCCCGGCGCCCCUUGCGAGCUCUCUCUUUUCCCCUGUUCUGCAGGUUCGCGGGCGGCGUCGUCAUGGCUCAGCGGGCCUUCCCGAACCCUUACGCCGACUAUAACAAGUCCCUGGCCGAGUGCUACUUUGAUUCCACGGGGAGGCUGACUCCUGAGUUCUCACAGCGCUUAACCAAUAAGAUUCGCGAGCUCCUUCAGCAAAUGGAAAGAGGCCUAAAGUCAGCAGAUCCUCGGGAUGGCACUGGGUACACCGGCUGGACAGGCAUUGCUGUGCUCUACUUACACCUCUAUGAUGUGUUUGGGGACCCUGCCUACCUGCAGAUGGCCCAUGGCUAUGUAAAGCAAAGUCUCAACUGUUUGAGCAGGCGCUCCAUCACCUUCCUGUGCGGCGAUGCAGGUCCCCUGGCUGUGGCUGCUGUGCUGUAUCACAAGAUGAACAGUGAGAAGCAGGCAGAGGAUUGCAUCACACGGCUCAUUCACCUAAAUAAGAUUGAUCCCCAUGCACCAAAUGAAAUGCUCUAUGGCCGCAUAGGCUACAUCUUUGCUCUGCUUUUUGUCAAUAAGAACUUUGGAGAGGAGAAGAUUCCUCAAAGCCAUAUUCAGCAGAUUGGUGAAGCAAUCUUAAAUUCUGGGGAGAACCUAGCUAGAAAGAGAAAGUUCACAGCAAAGUCUCCACUGAUGUAUGAGUGGUACCAGGAAUAUUACGUGGGAGCUGCUCAUGGCCUGGCGGGAAUCUAUUACUACCUAAUGCAGCCUAGCCUUCAGGUGAGCCAAGCAAAGUUACAUGGUUUGGUGAAGCCCAGUGUCGACUUUGUCUGCCAGCUGAAGUUCCCUUCUGGCAAUUUCCCUCCGUGUUUGGAUGACACCAGAGACCUGCUUGUCCACUGGUGCCAUGGUGCCCCUGGUGUCAUCUACAUGCUCAUCCAGGCCUACAAGGUGUUCAAAGAGGAACAGUACCUCUCUGCUGCCUACCAGUGUGCUGACGUGGUCUGGCAGUAUGGACUGCUGAAGAAGGGCUAUGGGCUGUGCCAUGGUGCUGCAGGGAAUGCCUAUGCCUUCCUGGCGCUCUACAACCUCACACAAGAUGUAAAGUACCUGUACAGGGCCUGUAAGUUUGCUGAGUGGUGCUUGGAUUAUGGAGAGCAUGGAUGCAGGACACCGGACACCCCCUACUCCCUCUUUGAAGGGAUGGCUGGAACAAUAUAUUUCUUGACUGACCUGUUAGUCCCCACAAAGGCCAAGUUCCCUGCAUUUGAACUCUGAAAGGAAAGCACGUCCCCGGCAGCAUGACCCUCUCUGUAUAUUCCAGCCUAGGCUAAGUGCUUCCGCUGCUUUGGAAGGCGCAGAAUGAAACUGUGUACUUGAUGUUGUUGGGUUUUUAUUUCCAUCCUUUGUCUUCAGCAGUUCAGCACCUUCCUUUUAUUAUUUACUUUUAUUUCAAAGUGUAAGUGAAAGCCAUCUUAAUUUUCUUCCAAAGGGAAGGAUAAUUGACAGGAAUAGUAUUUACAGACUUAAGAGGAAAUCUUCCUCUUAUUUAAUUUUAUGACUGUAAUAAUGUGUUAGUGCUCUUUAAAAUGUUUUCUAAAAAUUCAAUAAGCCAUGACUGGUAGCAUGCUAGCCUGUCUGCUAAGAAGAUGGAGGCAGGAAGAUCACAAGUUCAAGGCCAACCUGAACAACUUAGUGAUACCCCAUUUCAGAAUAAAGAGGUGAGAGAGAUCUGGGGAAUAGCUGAGUAGUAGAACACUUUUCUAGCAUACAGGAGGCCCUAGGUUCUGUCCCCAGCACUCAGGUGUGAACACACACACACACACACACACACACACACACACACACACACACACACACACGUCAGCACAGGUGGACAGAUUGUAUGUAAAUGGCCAUCGUUGAAUAUUGCCUUCCAUCUCUUCUGUUGAAUAUUUUUCCUCCAACAGAGAGUAGUUUUAUGACUUGGUUUUCUCCAAGUGGUUGAUUAUUAAAGGGGACAAAAAUAUAACCCAUGCUUCUGGAAGAAAAACUGUAAGAAUUACAGACUAGACGUGGGACCUAAAAGUCAUUUUUUAAAUUUCUGGUCCCUGUCUGAACUAGAAAUACCAUUGUCAGUGAGCCACAUGAGCACUGUAUUCCAGCAAUGUUAUCAAAACUUAAAAAUGGUUGUGAUGCACAUUCUGAUCUGAAAGUUAAUUCACCAACAACAGUUCCUUGUUUUCCGAUGUAUUUUGGAAAUGUUUAGUUGAAAAAUGUUUGGCCUUAAAUGUUCCUGUGAGAUCUGGAAGUAGAUUUUGUGUGUAAAUUUGCUGAGACAGUCUUCCAGCCUGAGCUUUGAAAGUCUGGGUUAGGUUUUCCUUGCUUUUCUGGCUGUGCUUAAUGCCACAGUCGCCCCUCCCUGUGAGAUGAUCUGAACAUUGAUCUUCUCACCAGAUAGGACAGAGUCUGCUUAGGCUUACAAAGCGGGUGGGGAGGGAGAUGCUGUAACCAAUAGCUUCUAAGAGAACAGAGCUUUUGACAAGAACUCUUGUUCUUCGGAGGCAUCUGAUAUUAUGGCCUCCAUGCUGGUAACAGCUCAGUCUUUACAUAUCCCAAGUGCAGCCCCGUCCGAGUCUGAGAGCAUGGAGUCGGGUUGCUUUAUUGAGUCAGGACUCCUUAGUGCUUCUAACUCUGACCAGAUGCUUUUUGACUUCUUCGCCCCCUCUUCCUCCUCAUAUCACAGGCCUACGCAGGCCCUUUGUAACCGACUGGGAACAUUUGCCAGCUUUAAUGCUACAGGGUCAGAGAAUAGUUAAUGGCUCUUUUGUGGCUCUCGUGGUCAUGCUAUUUUUAUUGGAAAUCGAGUCCCCAUGGAGUCUGUGCUGGUUGCUGUGAGGAAUAAUCCCGUUAUUUUCUGAUUGGCACCAAAAUAGCUAAUACUAUGUGUAAUUUUCUGGCCCUUUAAAGGCUACCUACAGUAGGAUCCAAAGAACAGCUCAAUGCUCAGUUCCUGGGGUUGGAUUGCUCCUUCUGUGGCCCCUGUACCUCAGGGACGUGUUUGACUUCACCCUCUCAAGUGCUGCUGGAUGCUGUGUGCAGACUGCCUGGUGAAGGCUGCAUCGAUGGCGUCGGUAUUUGUAAGUGAGAAUCAUAGACAGCAGAGGGCAUCUGUUUGGCGGGCUGUCCAGCUUCAGAAAAGAAGCCCACUUGGUUUAGUUAAGUGACCUACUGUAUUCUGCCUGUACUAUCAGCUACUGUCCUCACUUAUUAAAAGAAAAGAACCAGUAUUUUGGUCCAUCGAGAGUGUUGGUCACAGUACUUCCCCAGGCAUCCUGACUAAUGUAGCCCCAGAAAGAGUUUCGACCUUCGCCCUUGUGGGUGUCUGAGCUGCCUUCUGCAUGUUACCAUCCAUGAACAGAUCCAUCGACACAAACGGUUCCGCUUCCAUCUCCGCUGUAGCUUUUGAACUUACUACACUGACAGACUCUGUGCCCCUUGUAGACAUGGAGUUUUCUAGGCUUUUUAAACUCAGGUACAGUCCGAAGCUCACGCCCACACCUCUCCAGCACUGUGCGGAAGCAGCGCUGUUGCUUUUGUUCCUCAGAUGGUCUUCUUGGUUUAAAAACCUUCCAGAGGUUUCCGGGGAACUCAGUGGCAUCGCUAAUCUCCAUACGGAGACUGGACGGUAAAAUGUACAGAGCCUGGCAAGCAGUGUAUUUAUCACAUUGUACAUUUCCGCCCUUAACCGUCCAUCAUGUAAAAUGUCAACAUUACCAUGACCAGCUCCAUAGUUCCCACCAGACGUUCAUUUCCUCCCAUCUGUCAGUCUUUGGUCCUUAGAGUCAUCUGGUUCCCUUUUCUUCACUCAUGUCUCAUCCAUUUGUAGCUAGAGUUAGCUAAAGGGGGACCUGAGGGUACUUCUUUCCUCCUUAUUCCCAUUUCCCUGAGUAAUUGAACUGCAGCACUCUGCUCCUAUGUCCUCAGGGCAGUUUAUAUCUGGUUUUUUACGGUGCCCUUGCCAUCCACCACCUAAUUCUGAAAUAAACAAUGUGAGCAGGAACAUUUAUUUAUAUACUUCUUAGGCUCCUAGAAAUAGGUGUGGUCCCUACUUAAUCUUUCUAAAUUCCAAUUCCUUGUCUGCUUCCCUGAAACAUGUGAGAGCGUGUUUCUGAGUUCUCUGUACCACUGGGCUGUAGGAGAACACUUUACAUCCUGUCAACUGGAAUCAGUCUUGGGGACAUUCAGGGAUCAGCCCAAGGUUCCAUUGCCACUUACUGGGAAGGGCUGGGAUCAUAUCUGUAUCGACUGACUAGCCUUCAAUAAAAUGUUACUAUUGCC
Messenger RNA from Peromyscus maniculatus bairdii (prairie deer mouse), 4509 nucleotides. It is a transcript of the gene Lancl1, whose product is annotated as LanC like glutathione S-transferase 1. The record is from RefSeq and is a predicted model, not a curated record. Gene Ontology annotation, cellular component: plasma membrane. Lineage: Eukaryota; Metazoa; Chordata; Mammalia; Rodentia; Cricetidae. Gene Ontology annotation, biological process: peptide modification; carbohydrate metabolic process.